This is a messenger RNA of Cynocephalus volans (Philippine flying lemur), 666 nucleotides long. RefSeq names its product olfactory receptor 5D14-like. Gene Ontology annotation, biological process: G protein-coupled receptor signaling pathway; sensory perception of smell. Bases 1 to 666 code for a protein of 221 amino acids. Gene Ontology annotation, molecular function: odorant binding; olfactory receptor activity. NCBI's taxonomy places the organism in Eukaryota, Metazoa, Chordata, Mammalia, Dermoptera, Cynocephalidae. Gene Ontology annotation, cellular component: membrane. The record is from RefSeq and is a predicted model, not a curated record. The transcript has 2 exons.
AUGGGGUCAUGGCUCUGCAGUAUUCUGUGUGGGUACAGUGGAAUAAUGGAGACGUAUGGGGCUACUGGCCCAGGGCAGGAUGCUGUCUCAAAAGCAGAUCAGAGCAUCUUCUACUUGAGCUCCGUGUUGCAGUAUUUCCUCUCCUGCACAGCUGUGGUGACCGAGUCCUUCCUGCUGGCAGUGAUGGCGUAUGACUCCUUUGUGGCCAUUUGUAAUCCUCUGCUUUACACAGUGGCCAUGCCACAGAGUCUCUGUGACCUCCUGGUGGUUUGGUCAUAUCUUUGGGGUAUGAUGGGCCCCUUGGUACUCCUUUGCCAGGCUCUCCAUCUAAACUUUUCUGGACACAAUGUGAUCAACCACUUUUUCUGUGAGUACACUGCUCUCAUCACUGUGUCUAGCUCUGAUGUUCACAUCCCCCACCUGCUGUUUUUUGCUUUUGCCACCUUCAAUGAGAUGAGUACACUGCUGGUCAUCCUCAUGCCCUACAUUUUCAUUCACACGACUGUACUAAAAAUCCGUUCUGCCAGCGGGCUUUGCAAAGCCUUCUCCACCUGUGCCUCCCAUGUGACUUCCAUCACCAUCUUCCACGUGACUGUCCUUUCCCUUUACUGUGUGCCCAAUUCCCAAAACCGUCACCAAUCCCAUGCUGAACCCUCUGAUCUAUAG